This is a messenger RNA of Neocloeon triangulifer, 1474 nucleotides long. RefSeq names its product dynein axonemal heavy chain 2-like. Gene Ontology annotation, biological process: microtubule-based movement. The coding region runs from base 41 to 1474 and encodes 477 amino acids. The record is from RefSeq and is a predicted model, not a curated record. The transcript is spliced from 11 exons. Gene Ontology annotation, molecular function: dynein intermediate chain binding; minus-end-directed microtubule motor activity; dynein light intermediate chain binding. NCBI's taxonomy places the organism in Eukaryota, Metazoa, Arthropoda, Insecta, Ephemeroptera, Baetidae. Gene Ontology annotation, cellular component: dynein complex.
UGAGGAAAGAAGUCCUUUGAUUUUCAGUGGCUAUGUUGGAAUGGGAAAAUCAUUCCUUUGUGACCAGAUUAUCAAAAAUAUUGACAAUGAAGAAUUCUAUACACUAAAAGUGAGCGGCACAAAACAGUUGAAUAAGAACAUUUUGAUGAAGGCCGUCCACGAUUUGCUACAGCCAAGAUCUAAAAAUAUUCUUUCACACAGAAAAGCAAAAAGGUUGGUGCUGUAUAUUCAGGACUUGAACCUGGCUGAGAAAAAUGAAUUCGGGAAUCAAUCAACAGUGGAAAUAAUUCGGCAAUGGCUCAAUCACAGGUUUUGGAUUAACGAAGAGCUCCAACCGACAAUAAUAGAAGACAUUAGUCUUGUUAUUUCAAUGAGUCACAGAGGAAUAGACAUGCAAUUGGACGAGCGAACGAAAGGCCACUUUGCGAUUAUAAACGUUCCCGAGCCAAAAACAGACGAGCUGGUUCACGUUUUCACUUCAAUAAUUAGUCAACAUCUAUUAGGUUUCAGUGAACACAUCAAAUGCUUAGGGAAGCAACUUGUGGAAUCGUCAGUAAAACUGCACAAAUCUCUGAGGAAAAACGUCACUGCAAAUUUAGACAACCCGCAGUGCGUGUUUAGCCUGAAAUCUUUGUCUCAGGUUAUGCAAGGGUUGAAUCUCAGUAACAAAAAUCAGCAAUACACGCUGAUAAAAAUGUGUCGUUUGUGGCUCAAUGAAGUUCUCCUUGCAUACGGUGCUAGGAUGACAGAAAAAAGGCUUAAAGAUGCAGUUCUAGAAGACGCCUUAUUUCAUUUGAAAAAUUCGACGAAUUUGACUUACGAAGAUUUGUAUCCUGAGAAGGUUAUGCCCCUCAUCGGAAUGUACAGUGACGCUGAGGACGAGAUUGGUGCCCAGAUUGAGUUCACCUUAGAAAGCGCCACAGCGCGAUUGGACGAUUUGCUCGAUAAACAAAUCUGUUCUGCAAGCGGCGUGCAGAAAGUGGACCUCGUAAUUCUGCAUGACACGGUUCACCACAUUACCAAUCUGGUUAGGCUUUUUUCUCAACAAUCCAACCACAACGUGCUUUUACUUGGCGAAGCUGGAAGUGGUCGAAAAACUAUUGUCAAGUUUGCUGCUCAAAUUUGCGGCUUGACGUUUGAACAGCCGGAUUUAAGGGACAUUGAAGUUUGUGAUUCUGGAGUGCACAAAACAUUUUGGAAAUCAAUCGUCCAGAGAGUUGCUAUUAAGAAGGAAAAAAUCGUCAUUUGUAUUGAUAGCGAGAAUGUUUUGAAUCCUAGAAUUUUUGACUUCCUAUAUGGACUAUCUGAAAAUGGGAUUGUCUCAAACCUUUUCACAUAUGAAGAGCUUGAUCAGUUGAGCUCUGAAGUGCCGGGAAGUUUUAAAAGCGACGUUGGAAAAUUCCUGGCGCAAGAAAUGCUUCGAAAUUUGAGACUCGCCGUGAAUGUUUCUACCGACAAAGAUUAUCUUAGGUAA